UACAGAGCAACAGUCACUGAUAUUGAUGCAGCCCUUCACAGAUAGUUCCACAGUGAGCGCUUUGCUGUCCAGCGUCGUCGAAGUACGCACUCUGCUGCCGUACUGAAGGCGACAAAGACUCGAGAAAGCUGUUUGCGUAGCCGUCUGUACAGGAUGGGACAAUGGCUGACAAAGCCCAGCGUUGCCUUUGAUGGUGAUCCUCAAGAACGCGUCUCCGAUCUUCGGGUCGUGACGAGACCCUUGAGACCUCUCACUGAUGAACCUGUGGUUGAAGGCAGCAUGCGCUCCACUGGUGGUAACAGUUUCUCUAUCAACUUGGAGACAUCUAACGGUGACAUAGCGAUACACAUCAAUCCACGCUUCAGCCAAAGACAAACUGUUGUGAACUCGCUUCAGAACGGUGGCUGGAGAACAGAGAAGCACUAUUCUAUCCCCAUCUGCAAAGGAGCCCGCUUCACUUUCAAGAUCGAGGCGAAGGGACUUAUGUACACGGUUUACUUCGAUUCGACGAAUUUGGCCUCCUACCAGAGCCACGCCGACUGUCAGACAGUAACGGCGCUCACUGUGUAUGGAGACGCAACCCUGGACGAAGUGCGUCAGCACGCGGAGAGUUAUCAACCAAAGAAAACAAUGCACAACUAGCAAAAUGCUGUAGAAAUACAUUUUUGCUACAAGGAA
Messenger RNA from Ornithodoros turicata, 678 nucleotides. RefSeq names its product 32 kDa beta-galactoside-binding lectin-like. Gene Ontology annotation, molecular function: carbohydrate binding. The transcript has 6 exons. The record is from RefSeq and is a predicted model, not a curated record. Lineage: Eukaryota; Metazoa; Arthropoda; Arachnida; Ixodida; Argasidae. The coding region runs from base 154 to 642 and encodes 162 amino acids.